This is a messenger RNA of Polychytrium aggregatum, 1648 nucleotides long. RefSeq lists its product as uncharacterized. Gene Ontology annotation, cellular component: transcription export complex 2. Lineage: Eukaryota; Fungi; Chytridiomycota; Chytridiomycetes; Polychytriales. Bases 104 to 1330 code for a protein of 408 amino acids. Gene Ontology annotation, biological process: poly(A)+ mRNA export from nucleus; post-transcriptional tethering of RNA polymerase II gene DNA at nuclear periphery; transcription elongation by RNA polymerase II. The record is from RefSeq and is a predicted model, not a curated record. The transcript is spliced from 9 exons. Gene Ontology annotation, molecular function: double-stranded DNA binding; RNA binding.
CCUCGAUCUUGGCCUGGUUCUGGAUCGAUCUCCCCCAGCUCAUCUCCAAAGCAGCAGCUACGCCGCCUCGAUAGGUAGAGACCCGUAUCGCACCCGUCAGCCAAUGCCGCCCAAGACCAAAGCCUUCAAGCUUUCCAAGUACCUGUCACUGCUCCAAGACCAUCUCGCUUCUGAGAACGGAGAGCAGGCCGCAAAGCUGUUCAGCAUCAACGGCCCCCAUUUCCCCAGUCUCGUUCUCGAAGUGAGCUCGGUGAACUCCCAGGAUCUCGAGCAGGAUGUGUAUUCGGCCCUCGACGAGCAGUGGGCCGAGAUCUGCUUGAUGCACAUCAAGGUGAUUGCCCAGUGCCAACUGAAUCGCAUCAUCGAUGCUGCAGCCGACCAAAACACUCUUGCCCAAACAUUCCACCAGAUUUUCACGACACAAACCCGCUGGUGUCUGCCCAUCUUUUAUGCCAUCGCCAAGGAUCUUCGAGAUCUGUCUAUUCAGGCAGAUCUGUUGUUGAGCCAGCAAGGCAUGAAGGUGGGCCGAGUCGAGGAAGCUGCACGGACCCUGAAUCGAGGCUUCUCGCUGUGCAUCACCGAUCGCUCUGGGUACGAGGCCACCCGCAAGUGGGGCACCUAUUACAUCACCAACCUGCUCUUCAAGACCUACUUCCAGCUAGGCUCGACGAACCUGUGCACCAACGUGUUGCGUCUGAUCGCCGCCGCCCCGGAUCUGCCGCCGCUCGAGAGGUUUCCAAUCGGCCAUCAAGUGACGCAUCGAUUCUACCUGGGGUUGCUAUCGUUCCAAAACGAGCAAUACAAAAAGGCCGACGUGGAUUUGUCGUUUGCAUUCCGGCGAUGUCCACGCGACAGCCCCAAGAACAAAAUACUGAUCCUCAACUACCUGAUUCCGACGCGAUUGCUGUAUGGGAUCCUGCCGAGUCCCAAGCUCUUCCAGCGGUAUCCCUCGCUGGCGGCGCUCUAUGAGGGCUUUAGCAACGCAAUCCAGUCAGGCGAUCUGGCCUCGUUCGACGAGUGCCUGAGCCAAAGCGAGCAGCUCCUGUUUCAGAAGGGCACCUUCCUGACGAUCGAAAAGUGUCGGCUGCUGUGCGUGCGCACUCUGUUCAAGAAAGUCUGGCUGCUUCAGAACAAGAGCCCAAAGUUCCAGCUGGCGCUGUUCCAGACGGCGCUGUCGUUCUGUGGACAGCCACACGAUGUCGCCGAUGUGGAGUGCCUUCUGGCCAACAUGAUCGACAAGGGUCUCGUCAAGGGGUACAUCUCACAUGAACGGAGCUUUGUGGUUCUCAGCCAGAAAGACCCCUUCCCGCCGCUCCAAAGCUUCCAGUAGCGCAGGUCAUCGUGGCGGUCAUGAAAGCCCCACAUUUUGCAGCAGAGGCACCCUGAGUUGUCGUUGCUUUCGGGACCCUCAAUACACUCGCGAGUCGCCCAGCUCCCUGGAGCUCGAGAAGUCCAUCGUUGGCCGUGUCUCGCUCCAGCGCCAUCCAUUCACCCGCAUUUGUGAGCUCAUUCGAGACGGACAAAAUACGAAUAGGAAUACGAAUACGCAUGCCACACGCCCAGGAUGAUCGAGACCUCGCGCACAUCCCACACUCACCACGCUCGGAUCGAUCAACGGUCUCUCGAAAGAUAUUGAAAGAUAUCGCAC